GUCGCGGCAGCGCAGCGUUGGGUGUGCCCUUGCCCACAAGGAAGACAGAGAGAGCAUAAGGCGUGCCCAACGGCUCCGACCUGGCCGCCCCUGUGUUUAAUUAAUCCCCCUCUGUGUUUAAACAGUUGACAGCAGUCCCGUCCCGAUGUGGAACAUGGCCAGCCUUGUUCGCCGGGUGCACGCCAAAGGAGGUGUGCUAGUGAAAUUCGAGUGGGCGCCAAGCCUACUGUUGUGGCUUCUCGGGGUCGUUGGUGUUGGGAGCGUGCUGAUGGCAUGCAUGGGGUCCGUUUCCUCUCCACCAGGCGCUAUUCAAGGCUCGCAACAAUCGGAACGCUACCAAGCCUGCGAAGCCUCUUCGAAGCGCGAGAUCCGACACAUGUCUCGGAAAAAGGCGGCAUUGCACACCUUGGUUCGUUCGUCUGCCGGUCUUGGUGGCCGCCGUGCUAUGCUGGCCUUAAUCUCAGUCGCCCACGUGGACGUGGUGGAAGGCAAAUGGCUUAUUGAAUUUCCGUCGGGGUUCAGGUGCAUGUGGAACGACCUGCCGCACGGCCUCCAGUUCGCAAUACUCUUGCUGAUGCUGGGGAUUCUGUACGGAGUCAAUCGACUCUUCGACAAAGCCGACGAGGCUAUAUACACUCGCCUGACCUGCGCCACAGCAGGGCUACUGAAUGAGAGGAGGCUCCACCACGCUUACUGAAUAUCCUAGCCGAUUCAAUAGCGAAAUCCGAGAGACGAAACGGAAGCCCUGCAAAGGGUUUGGGUGUUGCUGCGAGCCUAUAUUGGCAUUGACCAUCGCUUUCAUUAGCGCACCGCGAUUGCCCUCCUCGGUUGGCUGAAAGUUGCUGGAGACUAGGACGCCAUCAUAUCUAUUUUGUGAACGGCCGUUCCCUUGGUCAGCACCGGUGGCCCGUUUCUCGCUCGGUGUGGCAGCGAGAAUACAUGCAUGGGGCCAUCUCUGCGCCUUCGGUGUUCCUAGCCUUCCCGGAGAACAAAUCGAAAUUUGAGGAAAUGGGGCCCUCCACACCCACCUACCUACAACACCAUCCGCACCAGACGGAUUGGAGACAAGACAGUGCCUUAAUACAGGAGACAAGACGUCGUCUUGACAUAGACUCCCUUGCGCACGCGCGAUAUUUCUGUUUUUUCAUUAUUUGCCAGUCGAGGUAUGCGUGCCACCCAAUGCUUGCGUGUGUAUGUAUGAAGUUGAGUCGGAGGUGUGCUCGAUCGAAUGAGCGAUGUUUUUUCUGUGGGUUGGGUAGUUGUUCUCAGAAUUUUCCACUGUUGACACAGCUGCGGGUGGAUGCAGAAGUAGGAUCCUGCACUGGAACACGAAUACAUUAUGUGUACAUAACGUAUGGACGGAUGCGAGCAGCCCCCCAGGGCCGAGUCAAUCAGAGAGAGGUUCAUUCUGCCUUUCCUGCUUUGAAACAUUUAUUGAGCAUCGCGUUCGAGUCGAUUUGCUUGAUUAUUAUCAUGAAUUGUCUGCCAUGUCUUGUCUAGGUACCUCUUUGUGUACAAGUCUGUGACCGACCACGGAAUGCGUUCGUGUCAGGGUUGGGACCAAGCACGGACAUUAAAAGGUGCUCAGCAGCAUCCGGAAAUCCAUUCCGUGGUCAAGUAAUUUAUUCUAUUUGGGGGGGAAGGAGGGAACUUCUAGCUUUUGGGGGGGGCGCAGAUGGCAUGGGUGCCGGAAAACGCUGGUCCUGGUACAUGAUUUGGACUGCGGAUGAAGACCCGGUUGACUCGGGUUUCUGUGUACCCCAACUCAUCGAUGGACGGCAAGGACCUUCGGUUGCGGUCACAGUUGGUGCACAAUAUGGCACCUGGUCGGUGCACAAUAUGGCACCUGGCCACGUAUCUAGUUCUAUAGUAUACCGAGAAAGGGAGUGCGUUUUUCGUAAUGUGAUAUCAUCGAUCGUCAUUCCCAAUGACCAAUCAUGGCAAUAUCUCAAGGAACACAAUCCCACUUACAUAGUUGAGAGAUGUUCCCCCCUGUCAUUGUGGACCGGAGUGAAGAUGUAGGGUGAAGGUUGCUGAUCGAUGGUGAUGAAAGAGAGCAAGGCAUAAUUGCAUAUUUUUCGUAGAUAGGGGUGAAGAUAUUUUAGUGAAGGUCAACACCAAAUCUUUAUGGAAGCAACGAUGUGGCGGUUGUUCGGGGGCCACAGUAGCAGUGUAGGGAAGCUCCUUGAAGAGGUAGGUAUGUCCACGGCGCUGUCGAAUGUGAUC
Molecule: messenger RNA, 2226 nt
Organism: Ectocarpus sp. CCAP 1310/34
Lineage: Eukaryota; Phaeophyceae; Ectocarpales; Ectocarpaceae
Source: the annotation of a GenBank genome assembly